AUGGCGAACGGGGCGGCAGCUAGUAUUCCCCUGGCUCUUCUUUCAGCGCCGGCCGACCGGCGGCGACAUGGGCACCCUACCGAUGGCCGUGAUUCAGAGGCUCAUGUGACCGAUGAUGGCCGCGUGGGAAUCGCGGUCGACGAAGACGAUCCGCAAGUAGCCAGUCUGCUACAGGCGCUCCAGCGCCGGCCAAUCCCGCAUCCUUCAGAGAUCGAGAAGGAGGCUUAUUUUCCACUCCGGCUUAAUGUGGUGAUACAUGUUGUUGGAUCGCGUGGUGACGUCCAACCAUUCGUUGCACUGGGCCGGGCUCUGCAAAAACAGGGACAUCGCGUGAGACUGGCGACUCAUUUCGUAUUCCGAGACUUUGUGAAAGAUAAUGGGCUGGAGUUCUUCAAUAUCGGGGGUGACCCGGCGGAAUUAAUGUCGUACAUGGUCAAGAACCCGAAGCUGAUCCCCAAGAUGGAGACUCUUGUUAAAGGGACUGUCGGGAGACGUCGCGGAGAGAUUCGAAAAAUGAUUGGAGGAUGUUGGCGGUUCCUGUCUAUGAAAUCUAGGCAAACGGUUAUUGAUGUUCCUAGGAUGCCAUGGUCUCCUACUCAGGCCUUUCCACAUCCCCUGGCUAAUAUUCUUACCCACGAUACAAGACCUUCCGUUGCCAACUUCGUUUCUUAUAUUCUUACAGAGAUGCUCAUCUGGCAAGGGGUGGGUGACUUGAUUAAUGAGUUCCGUCGCUUUGAGCUGGGCUUGGAUCAGCUGGAAGGCACAGGCGCGCCGAGCUUGCUCCACCGGCUUCGUGUCCCCUUCACAUAUCUCUGGUCCCCUUCACUGCUUCCCAAGCCAGAUGACUGGCCCGAUCACAUCAAUGUAACCGGCUUCCAAUUUCUUCCCUCGAAUCGCGACUAUACUCCUCCACAGGAUCUAGCCGAUUUCCUUGAGACGGGGGCCCCCCGCCACUAUGCUCUUACGCAAACUAUCCUUGAGGCGGUCGAAAUAACAGGCCAACGGGCCAUCAUUUCAAAAGGAUGGGGUGGACUUGGAGCCGACGAAAUUAACCAACGUGAUGUAUUCUUCUUAGGUAACUGCCCGCAUGACUGGUUAUUCCAGAGAGUCUCCUGUGUGGUUCAUCAUGGUGGUGCUGGAACAACAGCUACUGGAGUUGCCUUGGGACGACCGACAAUCAUUGUCCCGUUUUUCGGCGACCAGCCCUUUUGGGGGUCUUUGGUGGCACAGAACGGCGCCGGGCCCCCGCCUAUUCCAAUACGAAACCUGACUGCAGACCGUUUGGCCAGCGCAAUCCAUUCCUGUCUGAAGCCUGACACUGCCGAAAAGGCACAGAAGCUGGGUGAGAAUAUUCGAGCAGAGGACGGUGCUCGCAGUGCAGUAGACAACUUUCACCAGCAGCUGGAUACUCAACGUCUUCAAUGUGCGCUGUGCCCUGAUCGUCCAGCCGUGUGGCGCAUCAAGAGCACAAGAAUACUGCUUAGUGCAUUUGCGGCCACUGUUUUAGUCGUGGACAAGAAACUCAACCCAAAAGAUGUAAAACUAUACUAUUCAAAACGCUAUAACACAAACUAUGGCUGCCUAGGGACCGAGGCUUUCGCAGGAGCGAUGAGCAAUUUCCUUACCGGGAUCGUCGAAAUGCCGCUAAAUGCGGUGCAAAAUAUCCGACAGCCGCCUUCGGACAGAUUUGCUGCUCAUUAUAACCUACCUUCCCAUGAGGCAUACCAGACUAUGCAGUCACCAGGGUCGCCGAGAGUCUUUGGCCAGGGAGAAGGAACACUAAACAACGAUACAAGGGUAACACCAGGCUUAACAGCAGCGACAACGAUUAAGUCUCAGGCGGAUGCACCGUCCAUGGCGACUAAAAGGGGUCCAUUGCAGAAAUUAGCGGCCAGCGCAAGCUAUAUGGGUCGUCGGACUCUAAAUUGGAUGGUAGAAGUACCCAUGGGGCUUACUGUGAUGUUGUCCCAGGGCUUCCAUAAUUUACCGCUCAUGUAUCAUGAUCGUGCUGUGAGGGAUACACCGGAAGUCACUGGCGUGAAAUCUGGUUUCGUAGCGGCUGGAAAGGAAUUUGCCUACGGCAUAUAUGAUGGAGUUACUGGACUAGUGACUCAGCCCAGCCAGGGCUGGAAUGACGGGGGAUUUGGUGGAAUGACUAAAGGAAUAGGUAAAGGAGUGGGAGGCGUACUUCUCAAACCUCAAGCCGGUGAGUGGAGCCGGUGA
This is a messenger RNA of Aspergillus niger, 2223 nucleotides long. RefSeq lists its product as uncharacterized. Gene Ontology annotation, biological process: carbohydrate metabolic process. The record is from RefSeq and is a predicted model, not a curated record. The transcript is spliced from 7 exons. Lineage: Eukaryota; Fungi; Ascomycota; Eurotiomycetes; Eurotiales; Aspergillaceae. Gene Ontology annotation, molecular function: UDP-glycosyltransferase activity; hexosyltransferase activity. Bases 1 to 2223 code for a protein of 740 amino acids.